UCCCCAGAAAUUGGCUUUGGCAGAUUAGGCACAAUAGGCCCCUACUUAACCAUAGAUAUGGGACCCACGUGACCUUAGAACAAUUCAAAUGGACUGACGACAGUGAAAUCAGGUGCUCUUGUAGUGAUGAGUCUGAGAUUUGAAACUUCUGCUUCUGUGGUGUAGUGUAACCCCCCCACGGAAAGUAAUUCCAGCUUUAGUUCCACGAUCCUCUUAAAGCGUCUUAAAGUGACACGAAAACCGUUGAUUGAACUCUUUAAAUGUAUCUCUCCGUGGUAAAAUAACACUUGGAACACUAAUUGGAAUUGUGAUAUAACGAUUGACAAUUAAACUAAGUCUAUAAGUGUUACUUUAACACUGCAACAUGUGAGGUGAGUAAAAUAACCGUGACGAGGGCCUCGCUCACUGAUUCGGGCUCCACUUCGACCGUGCGCCAUUUUUAUACCUCAACACACUCCUGCGAAGCCCUUUGGUGUGAGGGAAAAAUAAGACUGAGAGAACCUUGUUAACAAGACUCAUAAAUGAGCGUGUCAUUAGAACAAGAAAGGGCAUCAGGUCUUUUUCUAUAUUUGUGUGAUAUUUUAGUACUCACUGGAGACGUCGGCUAAUUAAAGUCAACACCUCGCUACUCACAGUAAUGGUAUGGCUUAAUAAACCACUGGCAUGCAGCCACAAAGACAUACCUGUUGUUCAUCAAAGGUCCAGAGAAGUGCCUUGGAGAUGAUCUGCCUUAGGAGACUAAUUAAAGGCAGCAAAUGAGCGUGAGAAUCAGUCAGUCUCUUCUUUUUUUUUUUGUCAUGCUUUAUGUUUGACCUUAAUGACGUCCUGACAGGGGUGAUGAUGUGGACAACACAGGGUAGUAUAAAAGACACUCGUCCUACCCCCAAGUUGACGAGAAGAUCAGAUGAUUCCCCCUUCACGCAAAUCAGAAGACAACGUGGUCCCCGACUGACUUCUGCAAAUCUGCUGGGAUGGACACAAAUAACAAGAAACUCCUGGUGCUGGUUUUGAUGUCUCUGGCGUCUCAUUUGACCUGUGAAGCUCACAGCGUGUCCGAGUGCUGCCGACAACCAUCUCGCUCCUGUCGCCUCUACGUGUUGCUGUGCCGCCCUGGCACCAAUGCCUUGGGUGGAACCCUCGCUGGAGACGCCGCUGCUGGCAUCCUCACCCUGGGCAAACGGGGAGAGGAAGAUCAUCGCAUGCACAGCCGACUCAACCACCUCCUGCAGGUGUCCAGGAACCAAGCAGCAGGAAUCCUGACUAUGGGGAAGAGGAUGGAGGAGAAGGUGGGAGAGCAGUACAUGGACUGGAUGGCUCAGUCAGGAACCACCAUCACAACACCCCUUCCUUUGUGACUGCAUGGUGUAUAAAUACUGGGACUUUGUUCAAAUGUAUGUAGGAAAAUACUCCAUUUAUUUUGUAAGUGGUAUAUAAAAUGUACAUUUUUGGGGAAAUUUGUUUUCGUCUGUGCCUUAAUAUGGUUUUGUA
Molecule: messenger RNA, 1488 nt
Organism: Solea solea (common sole)
Lineage: Eukaryota; Metazoa; Chordata; Actinopteri; Pleuronectiformes; Soleidae
Gene: hcrt
Product: hypocretin (orexin) neuropeptide precursor
Exons: 2
Coding region: 972-1355 (127 amino acids)
Biological process (GO): neuropeptide signaling pathway; feeding behavior
Source: RefSeq, a predicted model, not a curated record